AUGCGCACCGCGUCGUUGCUCUUCGGUUUGGUGUGUCUCUGCCGUCUGGUUCACGCCGACGUGGUGGCGAGCAUGAGUCGCGGAAUCUUCUACGCAUUCGCGGACGGCCAGGUGGUGCUGAUCGACCCGACGAAAGGCAGCCCGCUAGCUUCAUUGCGCGCGUUCAAGGGGCCAUCAGGGCACGUGCCCUUCCCCAACAAGUGCCCCGGACACCCCUUUAGGGGCGAGUGGCGGAGCGUGGCGUUUGGCCCAGCGCAGCGCACGCUGCUGGCCGCGGCGAGCUACAGCACGACGGGCGCGCUUCGCCUGCCGGAACUCACGGACGCGCUCCACGUGUUCGACACGGUCGCAGCGGACGUCACGGCGCGAGUGCCGCUGAACAACACGCCGGACAGCGUCUACUUCGUUCCCCUCGCUAACGAGGUGUGGGUGCACGCGGCCGACGUGGCGGACCGCUAUUCCUUCUCCAUUCUGUCGGCGCAGCCGCCGUACGCGGAGGUGCACAGCCAGGGCAUCAACACCAUGCUCCCCGCGGGACGCGCGCGCCUGCUGCAGAGUCCCAAUCUGGGAACGCGCGGCUAUCUGACGACCUCGGGAUCAUCGGGGGUGUACACAGUCGACCUCGCGCGCCCCUCUACCGCGCCCGCGCUCUUCCUUUCCUUCCAAGAAGCUGCCGCCGUCUCACAGCGCGCCUGCCCCGGCGCGCUUUCCAGCGCGUAUGCGCGCGUGCUGCGCCACACAUUUGUCUCCUGCGCGCUUCCGCCCUCCGCCUCCCCCGUCUCCCCUGCUGACGGCGGAAUCGGGAUCGGCGUGAGCGAGGCCGGCGCGGGCGCACGGAAGGCGAGCGCGGGGGAAGGAUUGGCGGGAGCGGGGAAACUGGCGACGGUGCAGAUCGACGCGCGCACGAACCUGAUCGUGGGCGUCUGGCCGUUCGCUGGCGAGCUGUACAUGGCGCCGGACGAGAGCUUCCUCUUCGUGCUGGAUGCGACAAACAAGGCCAUCCACCUGCUGCAGCUGAGUGCCGUCCAGCCGCCGCCCUCGCAGCCCAACGGGCAGCCGCAGCCCACGCCGCGGCCGCGCCCCAACGUGACAGCGUGGCAGCCGCUGACGUUCAACGUCGACUACACGCCGCUCAGGAUGGUCUUCACUCCCAAGCCGCCGCACUACCUGGUGUACAUAAGUGUGGCGGAGGGCGGCGUGAUAGGGCGGCUGGACAUGCAGCAGCUGAUGCAGUGCGGCAGCGGGUGCUCGCAGGGCAACAUGCAGUCCUUCGUGCAGUUCGAGCAGCAGAUGGGCGAAAACUCACCCCCAAGAGGUGGGCUCGUGCUCUCGCGGCCCGUGGCAGCAGGUGGGGGCUAUGUGUGCCAGGUGGCGGCGUACGAUCGCAGCAUAGUAUGCUUGGAGGAGGCCACGGGCCAGAAGACGCCCUAUGCCAACAUCAGCGAUGUGCAGCACUUGAUAUUCGUCCCCGAGGGCGAGGGUAACUGCGUGGGGUACGCGGCGCGCGACGCGAGCGGGGAGCUGGCGCCGUGGAGGUUCCAUCGGCGGGAGGUGGGGCCCAGGGACGUGAAGAUCCGCAUCACUCACUGCGGCGUCUGCCACAGCGACGUGCACUUCACCCGCAACGACUGGGGCUACUCGCUGUACCCCAUGGUCCCCGGUCACGAGAUCGUGGAGGUGGUGGAGGAGGUGGGAGCGCAAGUGAGCAAGGUGGCAGUGGAGCAGCGGGUGGGCGUGAUGGGCAUAAUGGGGUCGUGCGGUGAGUGUGAGGCGUGCAGGCAGCACGAGGAGCAGUUCUGCGCCAACUGCCUCUUCACCUCCAACUCCGUGGACCCUCACUCGCCAUCUGGCGAGGCCACCUAUGGUGGCUACUCCUCCUUCAUCGUUUGCGAUGAACACUUCGUCCUCUCCAUUCCUGCUGAGCUGGCAUCUGACGUGGCAGCGCCCCUCCUGUGCGCUGGCACAACAGUCUACUCGCCCAUGAUGCAUUACGGUGCCAACAAGCCCGGCAUGCGCCUGGGGGUGGCGGGGCUGGGCGGGCUGGGCCACGUGGCAGUGCAGAUGGGGCGGGCGUUUGGCAUGCACGUCACUGUGCUGAGCAUACAGCCACACCAAGAGAGGGACGCCAGGGAGCUGUUUGGGGCGGACAGGUUCAUUCUCACCACGGAUGCUGCUGCCAUGCAGGCAGCAGCGGGCUCACUGGACGUGGUUAUCGACACGGUGCCGGUGCAGCAUGACCUGGGGCCCUACCUCGACCUCCUCACAUUCAACGGGAAGCUGCUCGUUCUCGGCAUUCCUGUAGCCCCCUUCACUCUCCACGCCAGCCAGCUUGUGUUUGGGCGCAAGAUGGUUGCAGGUGGGUUGAUUGGAGGAAUCAAGGAGACUCAAGAGAUGCUGGAGUUCUGUGCAAAGAAGGGUGUGGCGCCCAUAGUGGAGAGCCUUGAUAUCAAGGACAUCAACAAGGCACACGAACGUUUGCUGAAGGUAACAUAA
Messenger RNA from Closterium sp. Naga37s-1, 2493 nucleotides. NCBI's taxonomy places the organism in Eukaryota, Viridiplantae, Streptophyta, Zygnematophyceae, Desmidiales, Closteriaceae. The record is from the annotation of a GenBank genome assembly.